Molecule: messenger RNA, 219 nt
Organism: Heterobasidion irregulare TC 32-1
Lineage: Eukaryota; Fungi; Basidiomycota; Agaricomycetes; Russulales; Bondarzewiaceae
Exons: 1
Coding region: 1-219 (72 amino acids)
Source: RefSeq, a predicted model, not a curated record
AUGUUGGCCCUCUGGCCAUCUGUAUCCCGAGAUUCAUCGCCCUGUUCCCUGUCUUUGUUAUCAUCUGCAUCUGUCGAGUUCUCACUCUAUACUUCUAUGCAUUUCCUUGAUUUCACCUUUCCCAUCGCUAGUAUCCCAAGUAUUCAGUCGUAUACCGAUGUUGUUUCACCUGCUGCAGUACCCUAUAAAUGGUGCACUCGGAAGCGUGUCGUCUUAUGA